AUGUUGCAUUGCUAUUAUAACACAGCUUCUCGCCUUCUCCGCUUCUAUCGUCUUCGUCUUCCAACUCUAGCCUUGAGCAGCUCUCCCAAAAUUCCUCCUGUUUACGCUUUCAUGGAUGCUUCGAAUCUCAGUUCUUCCAGAAAUCCGAUUUUCUCGUCCUUGGCUCAGUCCAGCACAAGCGGCGGUGGAGGAAGAGGAGAUGUGAGAGGGAACGAUCGACGGAGACCUCAUGGGCGUGGCGGCGGCGGCAGAGAUAGAAUCGAUGCGCUUGGAAGACUCUUGACGCGAAUCUUGCGGCACAUGGCUACUGAGCUGAGCUUGAACAUGCGAGGUGAUGGUUUUGUUAAAGUUGAAGAUUUGCUUUUGCUGGACUUGAAAACAUCUGUCAACGUUCCAUUGAAGUCACACACGGUUGAUGAAAUCAGAGAGGCAGUGAGAAGGGACAACAAACAACGAUUCAGCCUCAUAGAGGACAAUGGAGAGCUCUUGAUUCGCGCAAAUCAAGGCCACUCGAUCACGACGGUUGAAUCGGAAAAGUUACUUAAACCAAUAUUGUCACCGGAAGAAGCUCCAGUAUGUGUACAUGGAACUUAUAUGAAGAAUUUGGAAUCAAUCUUAGCCUCGGGAUUAAAGCGCAUGAAUAGGCUCCAUGUUCACUUCUCUUGUGGCUUGCCAACAGAUGGUGAAGUGAUAAGUGGCAUGAGAAGGAAUGUUAAUGUCUUAAUCUUCCUCGACAUCAAGAAAGCUCUUGAAGAUGGAAUAGCGUUCUACAUUUCAGACAACAAGGUGAUUUUGACUGAAGGCAUUAAUGGUGUUGUGCCUGUCGAUUACUUCCAAAAGAUCGAGUCUUGGCCUAAUCGCCAACCAAUACCUUUCUAA
Molecule: messenger RNA, 879 nt
Organism: Thlaspi arvense
Lineage: Eukaryota; Viridiplantae; Streptophyta; Magnoliopsida; Brassicales; Brassicaceae
Source: the annotation of a GenBank genome assembly